Messenger RNA from Vitis riparia (riverbank grape), 805 nucleotides. Its product is annotated as receptor-like protein Cf-9. NCBI's taxonomy places the organism in Eukaryota, Viridiplantae, Streptophyta, Magnoliopsida, Vitales, Vitaceae. Gene Ontology annotation, molecular function: protein binding. The record is from RefSeq and is a predicted model, not a curated record. The transcript is spliced from 2 exons. Bases 20 to 805 code for a protein of 261 amino acids.
CUCAAUUGCUUUCGGAAGAAUGAUGUCUAAACUCCUCCUCCUCCUCUGUUUUCUUUUCUUCCUCUCGUUUUCUCAACUUUUUUCCUCCUCUUUCUCUUUCUCUAAUUCCACCAAACUGUGCCCGCAUCACCAGGCCAUUGCUCUGCUCCACUUUAAGCAAUCCUUUUCUAUUGAUAAUUCCAGUUCUUGGUAUUGCGAUUACUAUGAUGUCACUUUUUAUCCCAAAACAGAGUCUUGGAAGAAGGGUAGUGAUUGCUGCUCAUGGGAUGGGGUCACAUGUGAUUGGGUGACAGGCCAUGUAAUUGAGCUGGACCUCAGUUGCAGUUGGCUCUUUGGCACCAUCCAUUCCAACACUACCCUCUUCCAUCUUCCUCAUCUACAAAGGCUCAACUUGGCUUUCAACAACUUUCGUGGGUCCUCUAUUUCAGCUGGGUUUGGUCGUUUCUCAAGCUUGACGCAUCUCAAUCUCUGUGACUCUGAAUUUUCAGGCCCAAUUUCACCAGAAAUCUCUCACCUCUCCAACUUGGUUUCACUUGAUCUCUCUUGGAAUAUUGACACAGAAUUUGCCCCGCAUGGCUUCGAUUCUCUAGUUCAAAAUUUAACCAAAUUGCAAAAGCUUCACCUUGGAGGGUGUUCCAAAAUCAAAUCCCCAUUCAUGAGCCUAAGAAUCAUUGAUCUUGCUUACAAUGAUUUCGAGGGUGACUUGCCUGAAAUGUAUCUGAGAAGUUUGAAAUCGACAAUGAAUGUAGACGAAGGCAACGUGACAAGAAAAUAUAUGGGGGACAUUAUUAUCAAGAUUCCGUAA